AUGAAGACAUUCAUUCUACUCCUUCUACCCCCUGUUUGGGCCACUUCCCCUCCAGAUCCCACAGACUUUAGUUGGGUGAAGCGCUGGGCGGCAGUGGGCGACAGCUUCACAGCUGGCAUCGGGUCUGGGGUCCCCCUGGGCAAUUUCUUUAACAACGCCCCCUCCUCUAACUGGUACUGUUCGCGAUACGAUACGGCGUACCCUAUGAUCAUGAACGAUGCGUUUGGUGCCUCAGUAGAAGACUUUCAAUAUCUUGCCUGCAGCGGGGACCGAACCGGAGGCAUUUAUAACCAGAUCAAGGCGCUCGAAGAAGGCUUGGACCUGGUAGUCUUCACAGCAGGAGGAAACGAUCUCUGCCUGUCAUCUAUGAUUAAAGAGUGCGUGUUUCUGCCAUUCGACGGAGAGGCUGCCUGCACCAAGGUCAUCAAUAUCGCCCAGAACAACCUCAACACCAUCCUCAAGCCCAAUCUACAACAGCUUCUCGAUGCCCUUGACAAAAAGAUGAACAAGGGCAGUGUUGUUAUUAUCGUCGGCUACGCACAGUUCUUCAACACGCAAGAUGAAGCCUGCUCCACCGAUCAAGACUGGACAUUGAUCAACUUCUGGGGCCAAGAGGGAUUACCCCUAACGAUAUCACGGCGCAAAACCUUCAACGAUCUCGUCGUGCAGAUCAACAACGUGCUCGAGGGUGUAGUGGAUGAGGCAAAUCUCAAGGGCACCUAUAAUUCCCGCAUCGGCUUUGCCAAUUGGGACCCCUGGCCACAGGUGGGUGUACAGGGCCAGUUCUGCGAUCCGUCCUCCUCUGGCCAGUAUCCAGACCCUGAGCAGCCGGAUUUGCAAUUUUUCAAAUUUUCCACCGAUUACGAGAAUGUUGACCACGAUGAACUGGACGAAGUAGGCCCAUCCAACGACAGUCUCACGCAGUGGCAACGGUAUAGCCGCUCAUUAGACGAGACGAUACAAGCAAAGGCUGAGCAUGAAAUGACAUUGCCCAUCUACAAGAGCAAAGCCUGGCAGCCCAAAGGCAACGCAAAGUUUCCCUCCCGGGCCUAUUGCCCGGGAGAUGCGGACGUCGACGUCCAACCCCCGAGCAUUGGGCUUCCCGACUUUAUUGGGAAGAACUUCCACCCAAAUGAGCAGGGCCACUACACGAUUGCAUCGUUUGCGCUGCAGACCAUCAUCGAUGUGCGCGCACAGGUUCUAGGCGAGGUGGCCCCUGAAUGUGAACCCACCGACAAGUUCACCUGCUGGGGAAACGCCACGCAGGCGUACGUCUCUGAGAAGCGACUGAAUGCCAACUAUGAGGACUUUUGCCGCGGUGUCGCUCGGCCGACGGGGCAGAGUGGUUGGUCCUACUCAAAGACGUAUGACCAUGGCACCCCUGAUGAGGUGCAGUUUCUUAUCUCCCUAAACAUCACUAGCACCAACUACGACCAGAACGAGUGUAUCGAGAGUAUGGAACGCAUUAUCAACGGAUGCGAUGGCAACGACCCGAACAAUCCCAUGGACUGGAAGUUUGGUGGGCAAUGGAUCCGCGGUGAUUAUACGUACCAGGUCAAUCCGAUCAACACCCAGCGGGCCUGGCCCAUCCCGCAGUCCGCCACAGGAACGUGUGAGGGAUGGUAUCAUCUCCUCUUCACCUCGUAUGAGAUUCAGGGGGCAGGCUGGGCGAGCUACAACUACGGUCAGGACUCACUGCUCUCCAGCGCCAGGAGCUGUGUGGGCAGUGGCGGGAUCACGAACUGGAAGUUUGACUACUACGACAAGCCGACCAAGGACGGGUAUGAGUGGAAAGCGACCUUCAACACACCUAUCUGGGUGCGGCGAAGAUGCUUCGAUAAUAACAAAGUCCAACUUGGUGCAGGUGGCUUUACAAACGGCUGUGCUGGGAAUGAUUGA
This is a messenger RNA of Penicilliopsis zonata CBS 506.65, 1899 nucleotides long. RefSeq lists its product as hypothetical. Gene Ontology annotation, biological process: triglyceride catabolic process. Gene Ontology annotation, molecular function: triacylglycerol lipase activity. The transcript is spliced from 2 exons. The record is from RefSeq and is a predicted model, not a curated record. NCBI's taxonomy places the organism in Eukaryota, Fungi, Ascomycota, Eurotiomycetes, Eurotiales, Aspergillaceae. The coding region runs from base 1 to 1899 and encodes 632 amino acids.